GUCUGCAAGGGAUUCCCACAUGGCGGGGUUGGUGUGGGCAGCCCUCACGACACGCGGACAUCUUUGCAAUGCAGAGUUGGUCGGCCGCCAGGCCUGGUGCUGGAAAGCAGCUCCCCGUAGAGCCCGUCCCCGGGGAUCCUGCCAUCUUCCCUUCCGUGGACAUGAGCAAGCCGGGCGGCGCUGAGGCGGGAGUGCGAAGAGGCCGGGAAUGUGGCUUCUAAGAGAUGCUCUUUCCCCUUUGGAAACCUGACAGUGGGGGCAAAGACCGCCGCCCCUGCCCAGCGCAGCAACCCGGCUUGGAAAGGAGGCGGCGGCGGGCUCCCGGCGGCGGGGCGGCCUCGAGGGGGCCAGCGCGUGGCCUCCGCCGGGGAUGCAUUGCCCCGCCCUCCGCUGCAGCUGGUGCCCGGAGCCGGUGAUGCGGCGGCGGAGAAGGCCCAUGGACCCCUGGUGCUGCCUGCGCCCCCCCUGGCGAUGGGGAUGGGGCUGUGCCUGGCUGAGCUUUGCUCUGCUGUGCCUGGCCACACUCUCCUUGCUCUGCCUGCAGUCUGGGCUCGUGCUGCGCUUGGCUCACCAUGGGGCAGGAGGACCCCCGACCUCUGCAGAUGCUGCUUUCUCCCGGAGCCUCCAGCCGCACUCCAGAAGCAACCGGACUCUUCAGCGGCUCCUGGGUGCUGGGCCUGCCAACCUUGCCUCUGCCCAGCAGGCUCCGUUGUGGCACUUCUUCCUCUCUGGCCUGUGGAGAUUCUGGCAUCGCCUUGCAGAGGGGCUGGGGAGGUCCUGGCAGGGUUCCAGGACGACUGUCCAGUUGCAGCCCCUGCCCUGGGCUGCCUGGCAGAAGAAGCUCUCUUCAGGGGUGCUGGGCCCCCGCCUUCAGCAAGUCUUCCAGAACUACCAAGCCAUGAAUAAGUACCGGGUGCCCCCGGGGGCCGCACAGCGCCGAGGGAACCCCCAUGCCGCUGGGACAGAGCUCUUGUGCCAGCUCCAGAGCCGCGUGGCAGUGACCACGCUCCUGGGGGACGAGGGGCCCUUUGCAGACCCAGAGUGGAGGGGGCUGCUGCCCCGCAGGAGCCUGAGGCAGGAGCUGGGCCCCCUGGGGAAGUGUGCCGUCGUCAGCUCUGCUGGCUCCAUGUUGGGCUCCGGUCUGGGCAAGGAGAUUGACUCCCAUGAUGCUGUUCUUCGUUUCAACGGAGCCCCAACUACUGGCUAUGAGCAGGACGUGGGCACCAAAACUACCAUCCGCCUUGUGAAUUCCCAGCUGAUGGCUUCUCCUGAGCAGCAUUUUCUGGAUGACCAACUCUAUGCGCAGGGAGCCUUGGUUGCGUGGGACCCAGCUCCUUUCCCAGGGGACCUGCAGGAGUGGUUCGAGGCCCCCGACUACCCCAUCUUCAGACCCUUCCGAGCGAUGCGCUCCCAGAGGCCCCAGCAGCUCUUCCACCUGCUGCACCCGCAAGUGCAGUGGCAGCUCUGGGGGCUGGUGCAGGAAGGGGCACCUGAGGCAGUACAGCGGAACCCACCCUCCUCAGGGCUGCUUGGGACGGUGCUGAUGCUGUCGCUCUGUGACCUGGUCCAUGUCUACGAGUUCCUGCCCUCGCAGCGCCAGUCUUCACGGUGCCACUACUACCAGGACUUUGUGGAUGAGGCCUGCACACUGGGUGCCUACCACCCGCUGCUCUUCGAGAAGGACCUGGUUCGCCGCAUGAACCAAGGCUCGCCGGCUGACUUGGCCCGGCUGGGGCGGGUGACGCUGCCUGGCUUCCGGGCCCUGAAUUGCACCCUGGAGGAGUAGCAGCCUGGCCAGGGAGGCAUGCCAUGAGGGGAACGGGACACCCCUGCUGCUUAGCGGCCUGCAGCCCCUGGGGGGGAGAUGGGGGGAAGAGGAGGAGACAGGAACUGGGGUCUGAAGGGCGCAGCCAGACCAAGCCAUGGCCCAGGUGGGGGUGCUCCCCACAGACAUCUCAUGGGCCCCCACAGUGGGUGGAGGGCACAAAGGUCCCCCUUGCAGGGCGUAGACGGAGGUGGAUCUUCCUUGAAAAAUAUGAAACUGCAGCUGAAUCCCAGAGGAGCCCCAG
Messenger RNA from Podarcis raffonei (Aeolian wall lizard), 2069 nucleotides. Its product is annotated as beta-galactoside alpha-2,6-sialyltransferase 1-like. The transcript is spliced from 6 exons. Bases 371 to 1786 code for a protein of 471 amino acids. The record is from RefSeq and is a predicted model, not a curated record. Lineage: Eukaryota; Metazoa; Chordata; Lepidosauria; Squamata; Lacertidae. Gene Ontology annotation, molecular function: sialyltransferase activity.